Cherax quadricarinatus is the source of this 786-nucleotide messenger RNA. NCBI's taxonomy places the organism in Eukaryota, Metazoa, Arthropoda, Malacostraca, Decapoda, Parastacidae. The record is from RefSeq and is a predicted model, not a curated record.
CUGUCAGCAAUGUUGGCCAGUAUGAGAACCUUGCAGUCAGCGGGACAACAGUUUACUCAGCACAAGCUGGAUGUCGGAGAGGACAGGGAUAGUGGUGGUGGUGGUGAGUGUAGGGGUGGUAGUGGUAAGUCGUGGGUGAGGGAUGAGUGUGUGACCCGUACUACCAGCAUGCCUAAUCCGCCAGUCCAACUUUUCUGUCCCCCCGCCUCCACCGCUGCCUACCUCUGCCCCACCGCCUCCAUUUCACGAGAACUCGACUCCAGACUCUGCCGGUGAUCAGCCUUCCAAGUAGCCAGGACUACAGUGAAGGCUACGAUCAACCAAUCUACAUGGAGGUGGACCAGUACGGCAGGUCUCCACUAGAGACUUACAUACAGCUGGAGGAUAUUAACGGUAAGGAAGGUGGGAAGGAGAGGUCAUCUCCGCUUGCUACUACUCCCUCAGCACCACCAUUUCCAACACAGGCAGCAUACACCAAGGAUCACAUCUGCUGCCCCUCCAACUCGCCCAGCUGUGUGUGGACAAGCUGUUCCUGCCUUUCGCCUACUUCUAAGGCCCUCUCCAACUGCAACGCUCCCUCAAAGGCCAUAGUCAACUACAUCAACGUCUCUGUCAACCACCUGUCCAUCUCGUCUCGGGGUAGCAGCAUGUCAUCUAACACUGGCGGCGUCUCUCCCUCACCUAGACACACUCCUGUCAACCUCUGUCCCCACUUGGGGCAGCACCCUGGGCUACUCCAGCGGCUGCACCAAACCCGCAUCUGACAUCCUUUCCCCCAAACUACAA